UUUAUAACUUCAAUACCCUUUGUUCAAUCGACUUAAUACUUCACACAAUUGUUCAGGACCAUUAGCCAAUGAGUUUACAUAACUCCAUAUAAUGGGCCCUGAUUGACUUAGGUUCAAGUUUUAGGAAAGUAAAAGUAACAGGCAAGUUGGGAUUUUAAUAAAAAAAACUUCUAUACCGUUCAUUUAAUGCACUUAAUAAAAUUCAAAAUUAUUAUUUGCGACCAUCUUACAACAAGAAACAUAACUCCAUUUUAACCCUAAAUACAAAUUAUGGCCCUUGAUUUUUUUUCCUUUUUUAAAAUUUCUUUUGAAAGACAUAUUUGUAUAUUCUUAACCACAUUUUCAAAAUGGGAAAUCAAGUUAGUUUAAUGACUUGCAUCAUUGUUCGGGUGGGCUGGUAGGAGGGCAGGAUCAAAGUCACCUUAUGUAUGGAAUAAUUUUAGUUAUGUCUGACAUUUGAUAAAGAGACCAAACUUGGUAAUAUUACAUCGUUAUUGUAUUCACUUCUAAGUUAAAGCAGCGUAGUCAAGCGCGCUGUCUUAUGACAGCUCUUGUUUCAGAUUGGUGCUUGUUCCGGUCAUAUCUUAGAAAUUACUAAAAGGAUUAAAAUAAAAGUUCAAAUAUUAUAUAGAUAGAUGGCAAUAAGAGAAAGUGCAAUGCACAAGAACCAUAAUCCUGCCCUUAAUAUUUUUGUUACCUCCCUAUACCUGAUAUUUUUCAUAGAUGCGUACUUCUCCACUGGCCCUAUCUUUGAAAAUACCUAAUUUAUUGUAAUGAAACGUAUAUAGAUGCCGAAAUAAGAAGUGUAUUUCAAAAGACACAUUAUCCUGCCCAUCAAUGUUUUCUGUUACCUCCCAUUAUCUGAUAGAUUUUUAAAAUCUUAGUUUGUCUGGGUCAUAUCGGAUAUUUGUGAAUUUCAUACUUUUAAUUUAAUUAUAAAACCUGCUCAUAUCUUACUAUGUUUUGAAUUCUUCCAACUGUUUAUAAUAAUGCUACAACAACAACUGACCUUUCACCAGCACAUUGUAUUACAAUUUCUGCCUUUUUAUAGAAAAAGGGCAUAUAUCUUCUAGCGAUAUUCUUGCUUAACUAGGAAAUUUUGGCUGUUGUUAUUGUUUGAUCAAUUCAUAUAUUUUUGUUUUUAGAUUUUGAAAUGCUGACCGAAGAUGAAUGUCUAUACUUCACCAUUACAAGACUUUCCUGUUGCCACUAGAUAGAACUGUCUUGGUCCAUUUAUCUGCUGGUCAGAAUAAGCACAACCAUCUCUAAAAUGUCACCAGGGCGGCAACUCACCUGACGAAAUAUUAUCAUGACCACCUCAUCUACUUGCCUGUCCUAAAGACCUUAUCUACCUUAAAUCCACCCUUCUUGCAAUGGCUUGAUGUUGACAACUCCACCAACGUAUCCCUGCAGCAUCAUGCGUUUCACGGAUCAUUUAAAUAGAUGGAAAGCGUUGAAACUUGAAAUGGAAAGGGAAAUGGACAGCGAGGUAGCAAAACAUCUUCAUGAGAGCAUAUCUAUUGACAUCACACUUCAAGACUCUUAUGAGGAGGCUGGUGGUGAUCCAGAUUUUGAUUCCGACUUCAACAUGUCAAAUGUACUCUGGUGCCAUGAUGUGGAUGUUGAUAAUGUGGAUGCUGAUGGUGUGGAUUUCCUCCAUAAUCAACCAGGGACUAAAAAUGAUCAGUGUAGGAAGUAA
This is a messenger RNA of Mya arenaria, 1699 nucleotides long. RefSeq lists its product as uncharacterized. The transcript is spliced from 5 exons. Bases 1382 to 1699 code for a protein of 105 amino acids. Lineage: Eukaryota; Metazoa; Mollusca; Bivalvia; Myida; Myidae. The record is from RefSeq and is a predicted model, not a curated record.